This is a messenger RNA of Stegastes partitus (bicolor damselfish), 5778 nucleotides long. RefSeq names its product family with sequence similarity 89 member A (gene fam89a). Lineage: Eukaryota; Metazoa; Chordata; Actinopteri; Pomacentridae. The transcript has 2 exons. The record is from RefSeq and is a predicted model, not a curated record. The coding region runs from base 103 to 645 and encodes 180 amino acids.
GUGGACGGCUGCAUGUUUACAGUGUCUGUAGCAUUUUUUUAAGAACUAAACAGUCCAUAACAGGGUAAAUACGCGCUUUUUUUCCCGUUUAGCAACCACACCAUGAAUGGUAAGUCAACGAACGGUACGGUGGGAGGAAUGGCCUGUAUCGAGGGUCUGCCCCCGCUGCCGAAGAGCCUGAGCGGGCUGCUGAACUCGAGCGGCGGCUCCUGGAGAGAAAUGGAGAGGAUGUACGUGAAGAAAACCAUGAUCCAGGACGACCUGAGCCGAGGCAGGAACAACGCCGAUAACCUGCUGGCCAACAAGCCGGCCAACCUCGACGCUGCUCUGGCUCUCCUGCGGAAAGAGAUGGUGGGUCUGCGUCAGCAGGACAUGUCCCUGCUGUGCCAGCUGUGGUCGCUCCACGAGUCCAUCCAGGAGUACAAGGGCAGCUGCCAGGACCUGAGCGCCGCCUCCAGCCUCAGCAUGAUGGAGAACGGCUACUUUGAUGAGGAUGACGAGUAUUACCCGGAGCCCGGCGCCACACCCACCGGAGAACAGCCGGAUGGAGAAGUUGGAGACGGGACGGCAACAAUGGCGUCGGCCAAGAACGGGAACAGCAGCAGCGGCAAAGAUGACAGCUGGGACUCCUUCGUCACGAUCUGAGGCCUCGUUCUCAGCAUUUUCCUGCACAUGGAUACAUAUUGUGGAGGGGGGGGGGGCGACAGACUGGAAUAAGCUGGCGGGAAAAGCAGAGUGGCUGUGGAAAACUUUUGGCCUCCGAGAAGGGAGUGGCUGGUUAGAGAUAGCAGCCUGUGGUGUGUGGUUUUUAUAAAAAACUGCAGAAGUACAAAGCUCCGGCUUGACUUCAACUCCUCCUCAGGUGAAACAUUUACCUGCUUGUGCUGCAGAAUGUUUUUGUUUUUUUUGCAGCGUGACCAGGAUUUUCAUCGAACUUGCAGAGCUGAGCGGCCGGAUGUUUGGACAAGCGGCUCACUAACAUCCUGUGAAGCACUCAGGAGUUGAGCGGAAUUGUAUUCAAAGACUCCAUAUACUCACAAUUAGGCAAUAUGUAUACUUCUUUUUAUAAAACGCUCUGCUGCUGCUUCUGUAUCAUUUGGUUUUGCUAGCCAGUCACUCUUUAUUGGCAGAGCUUUUUCUUCUUUUUUUUUUGUUUUACAUAUACAAAAAUAUAUGAACAAAGUUUUAUUAUUUAUUAUAUAAUAUAAAUAACAAAAUAUUUGCUUUCCUGUUACUCUUUAUGGAAGUUUUGUACUGCACCACGGCCCCGAUACAAGGGUACAGCAUUUACACGUUGGGAAUCCCACAGAGAGAUUUCUGAACUCUGCAGUCAGUGCUGGUGCAACAAGAUGACGGACUUUGUGGACAUGUCAAUGGAGACGGUGUUUGUGUUACUUCUAAGUAGUGAAAUCAUUCAUUUCUAGAAAUCCCGACGGUCUGAACAAAAGUUGUCAGACCUCAAGAAAAGGAGGUGCAGUCCUCAUGCCGCGAUAAAAUGCUUGACGGCAGCACGGGUUGACGUGCAGGGAUGAAGUCUACACCUUCCUGCCUUUAGACGGAGCUGAUAUCCGCUCUGAAAAUGUGAAACGUUCAAAAUGCUGGAAGCAGUUUUUCGCUUGGAUGAAAAAGCCUCCAAGCUCGGCGCGCUUAGCUGCAGAUAGCGCGCUUCCCCCGAACCUUCAAAGCUGCUGCUGCUUCAACUUUGUUCUCUGACUUUGUGGUGUGCAGGGCUGCCUGAAUCUGGAUUAUGCAUUUUCUCUACCUGUAAUUACGACUCAUUAACUGAGUACAUAUUUCAGUUUAUUCCCACUUGGAUGUUGUUUUCAUAGUUGCAGCAGUGAUUAUUGUUAAUAAUAGAAAUGACAGAAAACGGACACUCAAGUGGGAAUAAAUGCUAAUUUAAUUAUCCUAAGCUAUAAACACUUAUUCUGCCACUUUCCACAUAACCAGCUUCUAAACUUACAGGACUUUAUCAGAUAGACCAAGCCAAGAGUUGCUGUGAUCAACUCAUAAUUUGCACUUGCUUAGUUGGAAUGCUGGCUUAUUUAUCGCAUUUAUGGGACGUAUAAGUGCAUAAAUCUGAUCGGAUUUUGAAGGUGAUGAGUUCUGAACAAGUAGUCGUUAAGGUUCAGCUUCUCUGGUCACUGUGGCCUUCAAGUAUUGCUGGCAGUGUAAAUAUUCAGUUGUAGCUGUAAAUCUAGUAGCAACUACCAAGUGAACACAGGGUACUUUAUAUUUAUCCUGCAUCGAGAUCUUAACUGAUCUUUGCAGCAUCUGCUCUGCUGGAUGCCUGGAGUUACGCUACACAGGCUGAGGCCAUCCCGAUCAUCACGGGAGGCGUCUCAGAGGGAUGUGAUGCAUCUCAUAUCGGCGCUCCUACAUAUCUGCGUACCCUCGAGGAGCCGUUUAACUAUCUUAGCUUCAUCAUGAAACUGUAGCAGAUGGGGAGCUUCCAUUACAAGAUUGUAACAGAGCGGGUUACAGACAGCACCGUGCACUCAAAUAAUGCUGUUUUUGAUUGAACAAAACAACAAAAGCAGCCUUAUUUCAGACUCUGAGGUGCAGGCGACGACCCUUCAAUUGUUCUUACUGCUGCUACACGUAGGAAGGAACUCCUCCGUCUUCCUUAAACUCCGCGGUAAGAACCUGUAGCACCACAGCUCAGAACACAGAAUUUCUGUACCCACCAUCACUUUGAGAAUUGUUCUACGUGUUCACACCGUGUCCGUGCAGAUGAUUCAUCUUUUUUGUGUCGGUCGGUCCGCUAUUUGAACACAAACCAAAGAAAGUACAGCACUCAACAUUGUAUUUGGUUAUAGGUGCUGAAGUAGUCCCAACAAACUGCUCCUGAAUGGUUUUUAAUUUAAAAGGUAUCACGUUAUCUUGAAGAAUGUCUUUACGGUUAUUUUGCAGCUGAUGAACGGAGAACAGUUACUCUCCACAUGGUCAUUAUUUAAGUAAGAACUCAAAGAAACUGCUUUUUUUUCAGUAGAUUAACACAAAAUGUUUGAUUUCCAAUUACAUAGAUGUUGUGAAAUUGUUGUCGCCGACUGAGGAAAGUCAAAAAAUAUUUGCUUUUUUUUGUCAAACACGGUCACGUGUGAUGUGUAAAAGUCGAAUGUGUGGCGGUUAAAGUGUAACACAAGACUUUCAAGCAGUUUAACACUUUGACAUCAAAUGAAAUAUCAAGUUUUACUCCUUUCCCUCUUUUGAAAUUUCUGUGAGGUUUUAGUCUCACUGGCACCUUUGUCAACAUCAAGGGGCGUAAUAACCUUCUGGCUGUUGGGAAAUGUGCAGAAAAUAGCCAAAACAGCCACACUUGGUCUUUCUGCCAGUAACAAAAUCCACCUGCGAGCACCUCUACAGCAAAAAAGUCUAAAUCUAGUUUUAUGGGGUUUUCUUUGCCAGUGUUCCCAAAACGUCAAACUAUUCUGCUACUAGUUUGAUAAUAACUCUGUCUUCUUUGUCUUUUUUCUUCUGGUCUGUCAUACCUGUACGAGGUUUUCUACCUCUUAUGUCUCGCUGUUAAUCUUAAUACUUCGCCUGUUCAUUUCCACAAUGCAGCUGCACAUUCCUAGCUAGAACCAGAACACUAACAAGAGGCCUCGGCGUUGGUUUUGGACUGAAUGUUUGCUCCCUGUUAUUUGUUACGGAUCCACAGUUAAUGAAACUCAACAUGUUGUCUGUACCUUAAACCUGGAUUUGAAUUCUGAGAACAUUUCCAGUCAAGUUAGUCAUUUAGGGUCAGUUAGAACCAGCUGUUUUUAUCACUGCUGAUCUCUAAGCACAGCCGAUCAAAAUAAGAUAACUGAUGUAGUUCAAAACACAACUCAAAUCUUGACCCUGUGUGAUUUUUUAUUGGAUGUCUACACAAUUAGUGCCUUUGUGAAGCUUCAGGUGUCAGACCUGUGGGCUUGCCGUUCCAGAUGGGGAUGAGAAUAUCCAAAUGAUUUGACAUGCGCUUGGUUUUUAAAGCUGCUACGUGUAGAAUGUCAGACUAACCUACUUAAGCAACCUCCUAAAUCCCUAAAGGUGCAUUACGUCAUUAUUGCACAGAUGAUUUAACGCCCGGCUAACCAAAUGUUACAAAUCUGCGUUAUUGUGCUCCAACCACAAAUCCAGAAAAUCCCAGCAAGAGCCGAUUUAAAGCCCUGCCGAGAAAUGCGGGUAAACAUGUUUGUUUGAUGAAAACAUCAGGUGGCUCUGGCCUCUUCCAGCCACUCCUUUUCAUUUCUUCGGCGCUCCGUCCGAGGCCUCUCGUACACGUCGCGGAUGCAGCUGUUGGGAGUGGUGUAUUUUUGACGCUUCCACCCUCUGAAACUUGAGUUGCUUCACGACAAAGUGCCGCAGCUCUCUUCCUGUCUCGACUGAUGAAUUCCAGAAGCUGGAGACAUCCCGUUUAAACUCUGUCGAGAUCAAUUUGAAUCUACAUGUAGCAGCUUUAACUUCCAAAGAUAACAACAGCCUUAAAAUCCGUCAUUUAGCAAAACGAAGCUACACGGUGCACUCCUCACGUAUUACUUUGCACUCGUGUAUGGCUGUUCUGUGUUGAAUCCCCCCCCUCCCCUGAAACUACAACUACCUGAUCCCCUUUGAGUUGGUCUGUAGUGAACAGGCACAUGGUGCUCCUUGUACAGCAACACUGCAAAUCCAGCACAAAAGAACGAAUAGUAAUAAACAAAAUAAAAAAAAAGGAGCUUUAAAUGGAACACCAGCAAAUUACACCCAACAAUGUACCAGUAUAGUGUGUGUUUCCUACUUCUACACCCUAAAAUACCCCCCUCUUUUUUUUCUUGUGAUCAUUGGAUCGUGGAUGUGUCUUCUCAGGGCAAACUUGUGGCAAAAAUAAAACUAAAAUUUUAACGCAACCAUUCUGUGAAACGUUAAAGAUCUGGCCAAAUGUAAAUAGUGUCAUGUUAAAGCCACACGCAAUGAAUUGUCGAUUAAAACAUCAACGAUUUGGUGCGAGUCUCAUAAUCAAAAGAGCAGGAGCGUCUUUCUCGACUCGCCGUUUUGCACCAACUUUGAACAAUCACAUGGAGACUUCACAGAGGGGAGAGACCUCAGUAGACCAGAAUUCAAUGCAACCACAUGUGAGGAGUGGGGGGGGGGACGACGUUGCUGUUACCACAAUCCUGUUACACACUUGACUGUUAAAAACGCUCUGUGGAAACUCCAGGGACUGUUGUGACACUUGAAGAAACGAGUAAUCUGAUCAGAGAUUGAUGGUGUUUAAUAAAAGAGGGCAAAAGGAACGAUUUAUUUCCUACAACAUGCUGGUCUCCGUCUCCCUGAAAAAUGUGUAAAACGUGUGUUCUUCUUCCGCGACUUAAAUCUUUUUCUGGGUUUUUUGGAUGUGAAAUGAGCCAAGAGAAACACGAGGAAGCCUUAGAGGUAUCAAGUAUAACAGCUCGUUUUUACCGCUUCUUAUUAUCGACGCACUAAAUAUCGAAUAUUUAUCAAUCAGUUUGAGUCUGUCAUUGGUAGUGAGAAACCAGACACGUGUGACUUCAUGAAAUUUCAUUCAUACUUGUACUUUAUAUCAUAAUCAUUCAUGAACUAUAGUGGAAACAAAAAGGUGUUGAUGUAUUUUGUGUUGCAUAGAUAAGUGAUCUGUGGAGAACAUGUGAAGGCCGUGUUGCUGCCAUCCGUCAUUCCUCCUGUUCUUUAAUCCAUCGAUGACCAUACUACUGUUUGUUUGGACGAUGUAGUCUCAAUGCUCUCCUGUCAUAGUUAUUAUACUGAUAUGAAUUUAAUAAAGUGAUUCCAUACUUUUAA